AUGAAAGUCAACGAGAAAGAAAUUCAAAUGACCUUCAACACAUAUGCCAAGGGAGGAUCGAUUGCCGCAAAGGAUUUCAACAAAGUUAUCAGAGCCGUUGGCCUAAACCCCACAGAGGCAAGUGCGGCUGAGCUCAAGAAAAAAGCUGGAGGAGGCGCCUGUGAUUUUGAUGCCUUCAAGAAAGUCGUUGUCCCGGAAAUGGAGAAGGCGAAGGAUAACGUUGACGAAAUUAUUGAUUCCUUUAGUGUCUUUGACCAAGAUGGAAGUGGUCUAAUUCCUGUCACAGAAUUCAGACAUGUCUUGUGUACCAUGGGAGAAGCAUUGAGUCAAGAAGAAAUGGCCGAGGUCAUGUCUGAGGUUGAGCCAGCAGAUGGAAAGAUCGAUUACAGAGAAUUCUCCAACCUGAUUUUUGGAGACGAGUAA
Cylindrotheca closterium is the source of this 423-nucleotide messenger RNA. The record is from the annotation of a GenBank genome assembly. NCBI's taxonomy places the organism in Eukaryota, Bacillariophyta, Bacillariophyceae, Bacillariales, Bacillariaceae.